UGGCUUCCGCCGCGCUUGGCGAGAAGUGUCGCCGUUCCUGCCGUCUGACUUCUCGCCUCGACCCGACUCUUGGCCGAACCCGAACCUCGCCCUUUUGCUCUUUCGUCGCCCGACAGACAGACAGGCACGCACGCACGCACGCACGCGGGGUGCUAGGCUAGGCCUCCCUUGAACCCAGUAAACCGAUCCGAGAGAGGUGCAAGGGCCAGAACAUGGCGGACCGUAACCGCGAGCCGCGAGACUACGAGGAUGCCGAGGCAUCGCUCGACCCGGAGCUGCUAUACACCAAGGAAUACUGCAUUGGUACGUCGUCUCCCUGUCUGGCCGGCCGGGGCCGCAUGCCGUGUCCUGUAGGAGCGGGUCUUGCUGACUAUAGGGAACAGGUGGAGGCAGCUUUGGCAAGGUCUACAAAGGGUAAAUACAAUCCGUGAUCCGUACAUGUCCAUGCCCGUCCCAGGCGGGCAGCCACCGCUCGUCCCCUGUUUGCUAACAUCUGACAACACAAACAGCGUCGACAAACGGACUGGCCAGGCAGUGGCAAUCAAAAUCAUCGACAUAGAAAGCGCUGAGGAUGAGGUCGAAGACAUCAUCCAAGAGAUCGCCAUCCUGUCCGAGCUGCAGUCCCCCUACGUCACAAAGUACUAUGGGUCUUAUGCCAAGGGCGCCGAGCUCUGGAUAGUCAUGGAGUUCUGCUCGGGUGGCAGCUGUGCCGACCUCAUGAAGCCCGGCCUUAUCGGAGAGGACUACAUCGCCAUCAUCGUGCGCGAGCUGCUCAUGGGGCUCGACUAUCUGCACUCCGACAAGAAGCUGCAUCGCGACGUUAAAGCUGCCAACGUUCUGCUCUCGUCUAACGGACAGGUCAAGCUGGCAGACUUUGGCGUCUCCGGCCAGCUCUCGGCCACCAUGACCAAGAAGAACACGUUCGUCGGCACCCCCUUCUGGAUGGCCCCUGAAGUGAUCAAGCAAAGUGGCUAUGAUCACAAGGCCGACAUCUGGUCCCUGGGCAUCACGGCCCUGGAGCUGGCAAACGGCGAGCCCCCCUACGCCGAUAUUCACCCCAUGAAGGUGCUGUUUUUGAUCCCCAAGAACCCGCCCCCGCGCCUCGAGGGAAACUUCACCAAGGCCUUCAAGGAGUUCAUCGAGCUGUGCCUGCAGCGAGACCCUAAGGAGCGUCCGCCAGCAAAGGAGCUGCUCAGGCACCCGUUCAUCAGGCGAGCUAAAAAGACGAGCUACCUGACGGAGCUGAUCGAGCGCUACAACCGCUGGUGUGUCACGCACAAGCAGGACGACGAGGAGAGCCUCAGCGGCGACGAGGCCAACUACGUCGAGAGCCGAAACCCCGUCGACGAGGACAUGUGGGACUUUGGCACGGUGCGCUUGGUCGGCGGCGCCGGCGGCGUCGUCCACAGAGCUGGCAUGCUGAACGCCAUGGACGAGUCGGCAACCAACGCGAGAUCCACCCGGACGAGCGAGAGCUCAGACGACUACGGCGAGAGACGACGGGAGCAGAGCCCUGCGAAAUUUGCUGCGGAUGCCAAGGACACGCUCAAGCCGUCAGUGGGCAUGGCCGGGACGACGGGCACAUCAAGACAAGUAUCGCCGCAGCGGAAGCCCGUGCCGUCAUCUUCUGCGCUGCCGCCGUCACCGGGCAAGGCCCCGCUCCCACGAGAGCCCGAGAAUCCUCGCCCUAAUCUACUCCAGAAACCAAUGCCAUCCGUCGCGGUGGGCAACUCGCCCGACUACGACCGUUUCUUGCAAGAGCAACUCCGGCGGGACGUGGGACAGAUGAAUCUGGGCCCGGCCGUACAGAGCAGUGCGGAGGCUGGACUAAGAGCCCUGCAGCAAACCCCCUCGCUGCAGUCCAGAUCGUCGACAUCGUCCCGAAUCGCGCCCAUGAAGCUGCCCGAGAUUCCGCCCUUCAGGGGCCAGCAGCAGCAGCAGCAGCAGCAGCCACCCCUGCAGAGAGUCACAAACCAACAGCAACCACUGCAGAGCAAAAUGCUGCCCAAGCAGCCGCUCUAUAGCCAAGGCGCACAGGCACAGCUCUCGUCGCAGCAGCCGUUCCCGCAGCCACCUCAGAUCCCUUUGCAUAAACUUGGCUACGGCAACCAGAACAUACCCCCUCUGGUGUCCAAAGAGCUUCCUCGAAACCCGUCCUCGUCAACCCCCGAACCGGGCGGAACGCCCCUCUCCUUCCCAUCGCCCGCUCCGGCGAACCCGAACGGCGACCUCGACGCGCUCAACGAUGUGAUAUUCCCUGCGCUCGAGGAAGCCCUCAAGCGGCGGCAAGUCCGGCUGCAGCAGCUCUACCGGCCCGAGCCUGGCGGCCCCGUGCCUCCCGUAACCCCCAAGCAGCAGCGGUCCGAGGCGGCGCAUGACAGGAUACGCAAGCUCGUCUACAAGCUAGCCCACGUCUGCAAGGAGAUCGACCACUAUGACAAGGCCGAGCCAGUUGGCAUGGGCAAAGACGUCGGCACCUUUUUGGAGGGGCUGCUCGAGGAGAUCUUGGUGCGCGUCGAGCCGCUGGACGAGGAGGAGGCUACUAUUUGAGGCUGCUAUUUGAGGCCGCUUCUCGCUCUGUGGCCGAGGCUGUCACGUUGAGCGGGACCUGGCCGCAAUAUUCUUGCUUCUGCCGAACGGCGGCGGCAGACGAGCUGAUGCGCGCGAUAU
Lasiosphaeria miniovina is the source of this 2670-nucleotide messenger RNA. RefSeq names its product kinase-like domain-containing protein. The record is from RefSeq and is a predicted model, not a curated record. NCBI's taxonomy places the organism in Eukaryota, Fungi, Ascomycota, Sordariomycetes, Sordariales, Lasiosphaeriaceae. The transcript has 2 exons. Gene Ontology annotation, molecular function: protein serine/threonine kinase activity; ATP binding. Gene Ontology annotation, cellular component: cytoplasm. Bases 439 to 2550 code for a protein of 703 amino acids. Gene Ontology annotation, biological process: protein phosphorylation.